This is a messenger RNA of Lingula anatina, 2078 nucleotides long. RefSeq names its product interferon regulatory factor 8. The record is from RefSeq and is a predicted model, not a curated record. Gene Ontology annotation, cellular component: nucleus. Gene Ontology annotation, biological process: regulation of transcription by RNA polymerase II; immune system process. NCBI's taxonomy places the organism in Eukaryota, Metazoa, Brachiopoda, Lingulata, Lingulida, Lingulidae. Gene Ontology annotation, molecular function: RNA polymerase II cis-regulatory region sequence-specific DNA binding; protein binding; DNA-binding transcription factor activity, RNA polymerase II-specific.
UGCUUGGGUGGGGGGAAACGUCAUUAAAUCCUUGCCCCCUCCCCCACCCACAGGGAAUAAAACUGAUUGUUUCACAACUGUAUAUAAUCGGUGUGUUGAGCAGAGAUUUUCAUUAGUAAUUAACGUUAGACAGAGUGGACAGGCCCUCUCAUACCGUGCACGUGUAAAAUAUAUUUCUUUAACUGUAGGCCCACUUUAACAGAGGACUGUGCUUUAAUCUACCCGCAAGUGACAGAAAGAUCCGGUUGAUAUAAUUUUUGAUGCAAUUGUAAUUAUUGAUUGUCAAUGGAUUGCCUAUAGAUAGGCGAAAAGGAGCAUUGCGACAUUGACUGGAUUCAUGAUGUCAUGAGCCAAAUUAAUAUUACCCAAUCUAUGCCUCUACGUCACAGUCCCACGUUGAAUCUCAGUGUUGAUAAAUAGACAACCGCAGUCUGUCCGCCUACAGUUUUAAGACGUUGACAACAAUUUCUCCACUUUUGUUCUCGUUCAGAUUUGAAAGAAAGACUCGCAGGGGUUCACACGGCACAGACGCGACUUAACUUUCCGUUUACACAGCCGUCUGGGAAAUAAGUUAUUAUAAAAGAGACAAAAAAAUGUCCGUAAAUCGCCAGCGUCUGCGACCCUGGUUGGAGGCUCAAAUCAACAGCGGUCGUGUUCCUGGACUCCGGUGGUUGGACAGGGAUCACACCAUCUUCAGAAUUCCAUGGAAGCACGGAGGAAAACAAGGCUGGAGAGAGGAGGACUCGCUCAUUUUUAAAAAUUGGGCUGAACAUACAGGGAGGUUUAGAAAGGGAAUAGAUCAACCCGAUUACGCCACCUGGAAAACGCGUCUCCGCAUGGCAUUAAACAGGGCGCCCAAAAUACAAGAGCUGAGAACGAUGAGCAGACCCGACGAUGAAGACCCCUUCAGAGUGUAUAGAUUCUUGACAGCAACUGAAAAAGGAGACUCUUCAACAUGUCUGACAGAAAAUGACUCCAAUUUGGAUGAAGACAAUGGAACCUGGAUUCCUCUAAAUCUCAUUGAACCUCCUUCCAUGAUGUCCAUAGAUGAGGAGUGGGCAAACAUUAAUUCUGAUGACCUGGUCAAGUGCGACAGUCUUGACCAACAGAAGUACGUCAGUGGUGGUCACGCCAUGAUGCCUGUCCAGCCAGAAAUGAGUGUAGGGAUGACCCCUGUGUCCGGCGUUACUGACCACGACUCAGAUGUGCCCAAGGGAAUACUGGGACAAAGCGAUGACUUGCAAAUUGCAGGCCAUCAGAUGUUAGUGAAACUGUUCUACCUCAACAGCCAAGUCGCCCAGUACGAGAUGAACAACCCCAACGGCAGUCGCCUGUAUUAUAAUUCAUCCUAUCCUGGCACUGCACAGCACAUGGCCGAGAUUGCUCAGACCUAUGCCGGGGAGAUGAGAGAUCAGUUGUUUGGCCCUAGUGUGUUAAACCACUAUCUGAUGCCACCACCAAAGUAUGCCCAAGGAACAUCACAACACCAGUCCACCAAGAAAAUUCUGGAGAGCAUGGAGCGAGGGCUGCUACUGCAGUGUAUUAAUGGAGACAUUUAUCUCACUCGCCUGUGCAGGGUCAGGUUAGAUAAAUUACAUAUAAAAAUAAUAAACUUCUCAUUCACUCAUUUUUGCAGAUGUGUUAUCUUCUGCUCUUCUCCAAGCAAGGGUGAACAGAUCUUCAAAGUGAAGCGAGACAACAUGGGCAUUAAAAUAUUUGAUUUCACCAACUACUUUCUACCAGCUGUGGACAGGUACGUGCAGGGGCAGGGCCCUUGCCCACGUAUUGAAGUGCGACUUGGAUUUGGACAGACAUGGAGCAGUGACGACUGGAGUCGGCGGGAUACAUUCAUCUCUGCAACAGUUGUCAGUGCUAAGGCUUUGCAAAUCAUUCAACAGCUUUCAUCAUUUCAGCUGGGAUGCCAACCCACUCCCAUGUUUUCUAUAGAGAUCUCGGGGUCAGAUGACUUUGACAGAAUUGCCGAGACAAUCAAAAAGCUGUGUGAACUGAAAACGUCAAAUGGCAAAAUGGAUACCAGCACUUCAGGAUCACUGCAUUAGGAAUAUGAAUCAUGUCAA